AUGGAAACGUCUCCAGAAACAACCGUAGAUAUACAUCUACUACAAAGAGGCCUUCGCUCUAAGGCUUUUUGGCCACUUAAAUGUGGUGGCAAGGAAAUCUUUCCAUUUCGAAAAAUUAACGUUGUCGUUGUUGAGGCCCACAAUGAUGUAGACUCUAGUUAUCAUAAUCAGUGAACACUCAGGCUCUUACUCACAUAUACCGGGCAAUUGGAUCAAAAAAGAUCCCCUUCAUGGGACUGAAGUUGUUGCACUUCGACUCCCACCCAGACAUGUGCAUUCCACCCGUUUUAUCGUCCGUUGUCAAGUCAGAUCCCGUCGAAUUGCUGGAGUUUGUCGAUUUCCGGUGUUAAUCCAUAUUUAUACAGGAAAGUUGAAAUCCAAAGCUGGAUAAUGCCGAGUGUGUUUGCCGGCCAUAUUGACCAUGUAGUGUGGUUGCAUCCCGAAUGGUCGAAACAGUUAAAUAAUCGGCGGUCUGCCACCUAUUCCAUUGGCACUGUACGCGAUACCCAACUGUUGAGGUAACGUUUUUCUCCUGUUUUUGGAGUACGCUUUUAUCUUUUGACAGUCAUUAA
Spirometra erinaceieuropaei is the source of this 572-nucleotide messenger RNA. The record is from the annotation of a GenBank genome assembly. Lineage: Eukaryota; Metazoa; Platyhelminthes; Cestoda; Diphyllobothriidea; Diphyllobothriidae.